CGGCGGGCCGCGGGGCCGGAACCGCCCGUGCUGCUGCGCCCCGGCCCCGGCCGUGUGGGCCUCGAUGGCGGCGGCGCCGCCGGUCUACGUGUACAGCCCGGAGUACGUGGAGCUCUGCGACUCCCUCUGCAAAGUGCCCAAGCGGGCCAGCAUGGUGCAUUCGUUGAUUGAGGCGUAUUGCCUGCUCGACCAGAUGAAGAUAGUCAAGCCAAAAGUGGCCUCCAUGGAGGAGAUGGCAAGUUUCCACACAGAUGCUUACCUGCAGCACCUGCAGAAGGUCAGUGAGGAGGGGGACGAUGACCAUCCGGAGUCUGUGGAGUAUGGACUGGGUUAUGACUGUCCAGCCACUGAAGGGAUCUUUGAGUAUGCAGCGGCCGUGGGAGGAGCCACCAUCACUGCAGCCCAGUGCCUGCUGGACGGCAAGUGCAAGGUAGCAAUUAACUGGCCUGGAGGGUGGCAUCAUGCAAAGAAGGAUGAAGCUUCUGGCUUCUGUUACCUGAACGAUGCCGUCCUGGGGAUCCUGCGGCUGCGCCAGAAAUUUGACCGUGUGCUUUAUAUCGAUUUGGAUUUGCAUCAUGGGGAUGGAGUUGAAGAUGCCUUUAGUUUCACCUCGAAAGUCAUGACUGUUUCUCUGCACAAGUUUUCACCAGGAUUUUUUCCAGGCACUGGUGAUGUGACAGAUGUUGGCCUGGGGAAAGGUCGCUAUUACAGCGUGAAUGUGCCCAUUCAAGAUGGCAUUCAAGAUGAGAAAUAUUACCAGAUCUGUGAAACCGUGCUGAAGGAGGUGUACGCCGCCUUCAACCCCGACGCGGUCGUGCUGCAGCUGGGGGCCGACACCAUCGCUGGGGACCCCAUGUGCUCCUUCAACAUGACGCCCGAGGGAGUGGGCAAGUGCCUCAAGUAUGUCCUGCAGUGGCAGCUAGCAACUCUUGUGCUGGGAGGAGGAGGUUACAACCUUGCCAACACAGCUCGCUGCUGGACAUACUUGACUGGGGUGAUCCUUGGGAGAACACUGUCCUCGGAGAUCCCCGAUCACGAGUUCUUCACAGAGUAUGGUCCUGAUUACGUGCUGGAGAUCACCCCAAGCUGCAGACCAGACCGCAACGAGCCACAGAGAAUUCAAGAAAUUCUGAACUCUAUCAAAGGGAAUCUGAAGCAUGUUGUUUAGCAGAGGAGUAAGGCUCAGUUUCUGCAAGAGCAUUUCCCAUGGGGAAGACAGCGUAUUUACCUGAGCAACUGGUGAAAUUUGUGGCUGCAGGGAAAAUUUGGAAGAAAUUACUGUUGGUUGGUUAAUUUUUUUUCUCUUUUAAGAAGAAAAGCUGCUGCAGGUCACGAGCACUGUGGCUCUCCCCAGGCAGGAGUGUGGGCCCUCCAGCCACAGCCUUCCUGUGCCGGCAGAGCCUCCCUUGCUCCUUCCCCUUUCCUUUUUUAACACCACAGAGUUUGUUCUCACAACUGAUUUUAAAUGUUUUUUAAGAGAGAGACUGCUCAGAGCUUCAAGCCCUCCCCAGCUGGAGCCCAGAGCCACGUUACCUUCCUGGCAGGGGCACAGCCUCAGAGCUGCCCGCCCGGGAAGCAGAGCCGAGGGCCAGCCUGGGGCACAGGCUGUGUCUCUUACCCACAGAAAGGCACAGCCACUGUGUUUUUAACUGGGAAUUUUUUUUAAAAUAAAAUGUUUGAAAUAUUCCUCCAACCCUUUUCUUUCUUCCUGCACCCACCCUGCCUUGCCAGUGCUCUUUUCCACAGCAUCCCCCCCACCCUGCAAGGCCAUGGGUGGGUUCCUGAAAUCCUGUGCAGAGGGGCCAGACCCUGGGGAUCCUCUCCAGAGUGUUGAGGGAGAUUCAGUGUGGCAGCUCCUAUCCCAGGAGAUCUUGGAUGAACCUCCAGAUGCCCCAGUGCCCCAUGCGAGUGGCCACAAGGCAUCUAAGCAAGGGAACAGGUAAACAGGUACAGAGGUAUCCGGGGCAGAUCUCUCCCGAUGCCUCAGGCCACAGAGCCUGGCCUCUGCUGCUCUUGUCCCCUCAUUGACCUGGCCCACGGAGCUUUUGUUGUGCUGGGAUUUUUUUAAGAUGUCCAGUCACUGUGGGAAAGCAUAUUUCCUGUGGCUUUAAUUAGAUUACUCUGGAAUAAAUAGCAAGAUGAAGGGGCUCCCA
This is a messenger RNA of Pipra filicauda (Wire-tailed manakin), 2153 nucleotides long. RefSeq names its product histone deacetylase 8 (gene HDAC8). Bases 65 to 1168 code for a protein of 367 amino acids. The transcript has 11 exons. The record is from RefSeq and is a predicted model, not a curated record. Lineage: Eukaryota; Metazoa; Chordata; Aves; Passeriformes; Pipridae. Gene Ontology annotation, molecular function: histone deacetylase activity.